CACGCAUGCGCAGUGCGCGCCGGGGGCAGUGUCCGUCGUGUCUCCGAGUCGCUGUAAAGAACGCCGCCGCUUCACGCAGCCGCCUUUUCAGCCUUCCCGCGCCUCCCACCGUCGCCUUCUUCUCGUCUUCUUCCGUCCCUGCCGCAACCUCGCCGGCUCGAACCAUGGCGAGCUGCGGAAUCUUGUCGUCCAAGACCGUGCUGGUCUUCCUGAGCUUCGUAUUCUGGGCGGCGGCAGCUGUGUUCUGCUACGCUGGCGCCUACGUGUUCAUCACCUAUGACCGCUACGACCACUUCUUCGAGGAUCGCUACACCAUCCUGCCGGCGCUCGCCAUUAUCGUGGCCGGAGCUGUGCUGCUCCUUAUCGGCGUCAUCGGCUGCUGGGCUGCUGUCAGGGAGAGUCGCUGCGCCCUCGCUUCCUUCGCCCUGCUGCUCCUCAUCAUCUUCUCUCUGGAAGUGGCUGCAGUGGCGCUUGGCUAUAUUUACCAUGGCAAAGUUGAGGUUGAGGUGCAACAGAAGAUGCACAAAGCUUUCCAAAACUACAUGGGGCCAGAUUAUGACCCUGAAAGCCGUGCUGUGGACUACAUGCAGAAAGAGCUGCAGUGCUGCGGAUUUGCGAACUACUCUGACUGGAACACCACUGAGUGGGCACGCCGCCACAAGUACAACAGUGUUCCUUUAAGCUGCUGUAAGCGCUCUGCCAAGAACUGCACCGGAUUACUGAGCCUGCCCGCCAAGCUGUACCAACAGGGUUGUCUGCUAAAGCUGGGAGACGAAGUACAACAGAUUCUCACGUACUUGAUUGGAGUGGCUGUUGGAUUUGCAUUCUUGCAGGUGAUGGGACUGGUGGCGGCGUGUGUGAUCGCCUGCCGAAGAAAGCACGAUGAGAAUGAGCGUGCCUACGAGCCCCUGCUGUCGGAUGGAACCUACGCAUAGUCUUCCAUUGCAUUCCAGAGCCCACGUGACGCCGUGGGAAGGGAUGUUUAAGGUGUUGCACCUUCGUUUAAAAGUUAUUUUAAACAAUAGCUUAUUAACCACAUGCAGGAUUUAUACUCGGUAUAAAACUUUGAUAGUUUCAACACCGAUGGUCUGAAAAUUGUAAGUUUAAGGUUUGGGCAAUGUUAAAACGUACGAUCGAUUCGAAAUCAGAACUUUGAGAGUACUCAUGCAAAGUGGUAGAGCACUGCCUGACAACCAUAUUCUCACUAUUCGGUAUAGAUUUCUUCAUGUGUCCAGAGUGUUUAGGAAUGUUUAGGAAUGUUUUACAGGAAGCGAAAAAGCAUAACUCUUACUGGUCCGACACUGAAUGUCGGUACGUCCUACUUCACAAAUAUCUUUGUUUUGUUUCUGAUCAGUUGCAAUGCCCAAUCCCAAAUGUUCUGAAUUUCAUAGGCACAAUAUGCUGAUUCAACAUUGAGUCAUGCUAUGCUUAGUCUGUGAACACUGCAUCAUCGACAUCUCUGGUGCAAACAAAUCGCUAAUCCGAGCUGCUUGGUCCCCGGCUGCUCUAGAUUAUCAGCGUCCUACUCUGCUUUUAUCUUCAAUGUUUUCAUCGUGUUUUCAUUAAUGUGGGAAUGUGAGCUAUACGAAACACCUUCAUUUAGGAGUUUUGUAAGUAUCGCUUCUGUUUAUAAAAAAACAUGUUCCCUCAUUUGUGCUAAGAAAUUAAGAUAAUUGGGAUUAUUGGUCAUUUAUUUAAAGUAAAUUUCCUUCACUUUAGGUCAUUACUAAUUAAAAUCAUAAUUUGUUCGCUAUUCAAUAAGAGCUUAGAUUUCUUAUUUGUACACUGGGUGGUUAGAUGUCUGAUAUCCUAAAUCUCAUUUGCCUGUAAAUAUAGUAGUAACCAUUUAAUGAAGAUUCACUGAAGGUGGCAGUCGCAUCGAAUAAAUGUGCGGCGGUGGCCUGGUCGUGAUAGACCAUGGCAGUAACGAAUGGGAGCGGCACCAUUGACAUACUUGGCCUUAGACUUGUGGAGCGCAUACUGCCCAAGCACAGUCGUCUCCACGCCAGCAUAAUCAUGACAUCACCCGUUGUCCCGCGAAAAUCAUCUGUCAUUACUUCUUCUAAAUCGCAAGUCCCAUUUGAAUGCAUGAGAUCGACUGCUCUGAUUUUAUCUUUUCCUGUAUCGUUAUUGAGUGUUUCCCUUUGUCACAUCCCCACUGUCCUUAGGCCUCGUUCCAUCGCAUCCUUCCAUCUCACCGUUGGUCUCCCUUUACUCUUGCCCUUACCUCCCAACUAACACAUUUCCUCAUUACUGUACCUAAAUACCUAAAAACUACCGACCUGCUGGCUGACCAUCCCUCUCCUAUCCACAACGUGUGCUCAGGGCAUUGGCUUUUUAAUCUCCUCGGCAUACUUUCCUGCGAUCUCACCAAACCUGGCUUGCACCUCCCAUUUUAAAAUCUGUCAUUGCCAAAAAGCAGCAAACAAAAGCUGCCACACAUGCAAUGAAUUGAAUAUGCUGAUCAAUGAUGUAACCCCCAACUCUUAAACGUCCAAUGGUUCCACCCUGUGUCCCCCAGCAAUUGUCUUGAUCUCAUUGUACAUUUCCCUAACUAUUCUCGCCUAUUUCUCCUGCACUCACUUCUUCCACAGACGUCAAUAAGCAAUCACCUCUUGGCAGUCUGUCAUAGGUUUUCUAUCAUUACGGGGGGCUCUCAGUUAUCAGGUGACUGUCUGCUCCCCGUUUCACCGCAACGCGUUUGCAGCCAGCUCCCAACUCCAGUCUGUCGUUAAAGUUGCACGGUGGCCAGCGUGCUGGUGCCUCAUUAAAAGGCAGCCCAGUAAAACAUUGCGACUACAUUGGGCACCUUGUGAUGCUGCCAAUAUGGGCACGUUAUUUAUGUAGCCACACACUCCUUAAUGCAAUGUUAGUAAUAUUUUCUGCACUUUGGUUUAUAAAUAGUCGACUUAUAACAAGGUAUUUUGUGCAAUGUCCUUUACUCCCACUAUACCAUGACACCAGUUUAUUUGCGUUUGAGCAGAAGUCAAACUAAAACCCAUUAUGUUCAUGAUUGCGAGUUCAUGUACUUUCAUUUCUCUCAACACCAUAUAUAAUAGGUUAUCAUGAAAAUCAUACCUUAUUAAUUCCACAAAACAACGGAUUUUUACUUUAGUCAUGCUUAUUAUUGAAUUGUUUAGAAUUGUAUGCAUUUGAAUAAAAUUGUGCGUGCUAAAUUUUUACUUUUGAAUCAAGUGAAAAUGGAUUUGGCAUUUUAUUUCAACGUUCAUUUGAGAGAAAUAUUGGUUUAGGAUUUGGUAUGGUAUGCAUGCAGGGUCUAGUAACGUUAGCUUUUGAUGUUUCCCUGUGUCUUACAGGACUAAGCUACAGUACUUGCUGAGCAUGACUCGAUACCAACAGCAGACAUUCCUGAGAGAAAGGAAAUAAAUACUGGGCUGGCUGAAUGCAGUGCAGAUUACAUGUUUUGCUUUUCCUUUUAAUACUGCUCCAUUAGGUAUUCAGACUGAUGCUCAUGGUCACACUGGGCAGUACUUUUAUGAUAGUUGAUUAUUUAAACUCUUGUUUCUGGGGGUUUUUUUUUUCAAAAUAUAUACUGGUGUUGUUUGUAGGUUAAUAGUUUCAUGAUGUUUGUGUUUAUACCUCUUGCAGUAGCUAAAAUAAAUAUCAAACACCCA
Petromyzon marinus (sea lamprey) is the source of this 3635-nucleotide messenger RNA. RefSeq names its product tetraspanin-3-like. NCBI's taxonomy places the organism in Eukaryota, Metazoa, Chordata, Hyperoartia, Petromyzontiformes, Petromyzontidae. The record is from RefSeq and is a predicted model, not a curated record. Gene Ontology annotation, cellular component: plasma membrane.